This is a messenger RNA of Labrus mixtus (cuckoo wrasse), 1345 nucleotides long. Its product is annotated as C-reactive protein-like. The coding region runs from base 133 to 825 and encodes 230 amino acids. The record is from RefSeq and is a predicted model, not a curated record. NCBI's taxonomy places the organism in Eukaryota, Metazoa, Chordata, Actinopteri, Labriformes, Labridae. The transcript has 3 exons.
CACACACCAGGCCUUUUGUCAGAGCGUGCUCCUGAGAAGAGCUGACAUCACAGCCUGUGCUAGGAGGGAAGAGGACCGAGGCACGUGGUGUAGACUGAGUUAGCAACACAGAGGAACACUGACAACAUCAAGAUGAGAGUCAACAGUGUGAAGCUUGCUGUGGUUGUACUUGGUGUUUUUGGAUGGUCUAUGACACUCUCUUCUGCCACUCAAGUGGGUCUGAGCGACAAAGUCCUGGUCUUCCCUUAUGAGACCGACUUCAGCUUCGUGGCCCUGAUCCCUCAGAAGGAGAUGGGACUGAAGGCCUUCACUCUCUGCAUGCGCGUGGCCACCGAGCUCCCAGAGGAGCGACAGAUCAUCCUGUUCGCCUACCGCACGGCCGACUACGACGAGCUCAACGUGUGGCGCGAGAAGGACGGCCGAGUCUCCUUCUACAUGAGCGGUGACGGGACCUUGUUCCACCUGCCACCCCUCACCACCUUCCGCACCAGCCUCUGCCUCACCUGGGAGUCCCGCACCGGCCUCUCUGCCUUCUGGGUUGAAGGUAAACGCAGUACCUACCAGGUGUACAAACCAGGGCACACCAUCCGUCCAAAGGGCACCGUCCUCCUGGGGCAGGACCCAGACAAACACCUGGGGGGUUUGGAGGCCGUGCAGAGUUUCGUCGGAGAGGUGACAGAUCUGAACAUGUGGGACUUUGUGCUCUCUAGGAGCAUGAUCCAGGCCUGGCACUACGGCCACAAAGUCCCCAAGGGCAACAUCUUCGACUGGGCCACCAUGGAGUACGAGCUGAGCGGGAACGUGAUGGUGGUGGACGAUGACUGACUGGAGGUGGAGUCUAAUGGGAAGAGGGACGAGGCCUUAGAGAUCUGUGUUGGACUGAUACUCAUCUGUGUCAUAGUCCUGCUUAGAUUUAGUGUUGUUUUAUGUUAAAGUACACAGAUCUCUUGUUUACUGUUACACCAAGAGAGAGAGAGAAAAAGGUAAAGAAAUUUUAAAAAGAAACUCUAUUUUAUUUAAAAUGCCCUUCCAACUCUUGGAGUUGUUGUACAUUUUAACUUCUUGAAUAUUUUCUCUGAUUUUGUUGGGAUUAACUGGUAAAUACUGAAUAGAAAAGUUACCAGAUGUAUCCACUGGGAGGCACUCUAGUUCACAUCAAACAGACACUUGAAGCAGUAACAUAUCUGCAUCAUUCUAAGGGAUUUGGCAUCGCUUUGUAAAAGGAUGUAAUAAUAAUAAUCAAUAUUUUAUCAAAAUCUAUGAAUCUAUGGGAUGGAGAUCAAGCAGAUAUAAAAAUGGUAAAUAAGUAACAUGAUGUAUUUAAGAGCACAGCUUGAGAAGCUUU